AGCAAGCGAGCCAGCCGGCAGGCAGGAGGGUGUCCCGGGCCGACUGUUUACCGCCAUGAGCCGGACUGCUGUCGGUCCUUAGCAGGCAAGGAGAUGUGCGCAGGACGGAGGACAUGUUCUUGUCACCAUGUGAAGCGGCUUGAAGGACGAAGGACAGCGGCUCACUGGACCAUCUCAUCCCGCUGAAAGGUGUUCAGAGAGGGGGGCAGACAGCCUCCUCACUCCCCUCAUCACUUUCCACAUGGCGUCUCCACAACAGUCCAGGAUUCAGUCUUACCUGGAGAAAAACAAAAUUGGACCUUUAUUUGAGGAGUUGAUGACCAAACUGAUAAGUGAGACUCCCGACCAUCCAAUUCCUUUCCUCAUCGAUCACCUGCAGACCAAACAGGACAGUCCAGGAAAGAUGCACAGAGCUCUUUCGGGCUCGGCGGCACUUUGGGCCCAGAGCUCCCCGGAAAGCAAAAACACUCGAAGGGAGCCGCGCCACUGUGAGAAACCGUGGCAAAUUCAUCCCAGGAAGCCCAAGAAGUCCAAAAGCGACCUCGCUGUGUCCAGUCUGUCGCCGCCCUCGCCUGAAUCCAAGUCGUUGCCUCAGUGCCCAUCCUGGGAUUGGAGGGACAGCCGCGACUUUGACGAGCUCAACCACAUUUUGCUGGAAAGCAAAAAGCUGGGCCAGGCCCUGGAGAGCCUUUCUCGCAGUAUUGCUGUCUCUGAUGACCUAGACCAGAACCUGGGAAGCUUCAACUCCUUGCUACGCCCCAGAGUAGUGGGGGAGUGGAUCGGUCGAGCCGAUGAGGAUGCCGACCCGUUGGCCGCGGAGAUGCUGCACCCGCCUCUCCCUCGCAGCAAAAACGACGUCUGUUGGAGCGGAGACGGCCUUCCCAUUAACAGCAGUCUAAAGAUGAAGGCCAAGAGCAAAGGGCUAAAAGAGCAGCAGCAGCAUCACAAAAAGCUCCUGGCCGCCAUGUUGUCUCAGGACCCGUUCAAUUCGCUGCACAGUCCGACGCCUUUUAUCGCAGAGGAAGAAAUGGAAGAUGAGGACGAGGCCAUGGAGCUUUUGGAGGACCUGGAUGACCUGCGUAUGGAAGGCGUGAGCGGCUUGGCACCAUCCGGCUGUAAGUUCAGUCAGGGACGCAGCUCCUAUCAUACGGAACCUCAGGCCAAAGUGACGCUGAACAUCUGCUCUCGAUGUGCCAGGUUGCAAGGAGACAGUUUACCAGACAGAAGGUCCGCAUCUGAACAAGCCGUACCUGACAUCACAUCCCCACUGCCCGAGGCGGACAUGGCAGCGGCAGGACGGUUGCAGCAGGAAUGCGAGGUCACGUCUCAAGUUUUGGGUUCUCGUCAGCCUGUCUGGGAGGCUGAUCUCAAGGCUGUGAGGGGUGGGAGCUCCAUGGGCCUGCUGCUGGGAGACCCCCUCUUUUCCAAAGAGCUGGAGAACAUGGGCAAGCAGCUGGCUGAGGUGGAGAAGGACUUGGCCAAGCUGGCAGAAGUAGGGAAGAUGACCUCUCGCAGCUCCAGUAACCCGCACAGCAGUCUCCUCCAUAGUCCCCUCCACCACAGAACCCUCCCCGACACGCUCCCUCUCCCCAGCCUGGCCUCCAGGCCCCAGUCGCCGGCCGGUGGCCUCUCAGGCAAGGCCUGCGGCGUGGGCCUCCCACUGCUCAGCCCCAAGUCCACCUCCUUGGUCUUCGGUCGGACUCUCAGCAACCCGGGGAGCAGGACUCAAACACCGAGAACCCCCAGCAGCAGGCCUCUCACCCCAAAUAGUUUACUGACGCGCUCCGGUUUUAACCCGGGGCCUCAUAAAGAGGUGAGCUUCAGGAGGUCGCGCAGCCGACCGGUGACACCCACAAGGCAGCCCAUGCUUCCCCGAAAGCUGCUCACGCCUCCUGGACUCAGCACCACUGACAGCCUGGGAGCCAGCCUGAGGGCAUAUCUGUCUGAGGACGAGUUCUACCAGCAGUUACAGGCCAUCCGGCAACCUUGGCACAUACCCAGUGACACUGACAGCGACAUCAUGGAGCCUCCUGAGCAGGACAAAAGUGGUGCCCGAGAUGCCAGCAAGAGAUCCGUUUUUUCAGGCCUUUGAAGACCAAGACCAGCGUUAUUGAUCCAAUCCAACCAACUUAUUAUGCAAGCCGCUGGACAUUUUAAAUGUGAGACAUUAUUUUUUAUAAUUCCUAUGAAUGAAACAAGAUUGUAUACGUUUUUUUUCCACCAAUAUUUCAUAGACAAUAUACUGUUACGACAAUGAAUAUUUUUGUUGGCGCUUUAGCAUGCCUUUUGUUGUGACAACCUAUCUUAGUCACAUUCUGACGGCAGGUGAAAUUUGUUGCUGAUCUGAACAAGCUAAUGCCUCCAUUAGUUCACACUCCACACCAACAGGGGGCACUCUGAUGUUGCUGGGUAUGGUUCUCUGCAAAUAUACAACCUAGAAGUUAAGGUAUGUAUUAUCCAAAAGUAACACAGUUGGGCAUUAGCUUGUUCAUGCGCUUUCAAAUUACAGAAGGACUUUAAUGAUAUGCACUAUGAAUAUGCGGAGGAAGUUCCAGGAAUGAUAA
Molecule: messenger RNA, 2564 nt
Organism: Entelurus aequoreus (snake pipefish)
Lineage: Eukaryota; Metazoa; Chordata; Actinopteri; Syngnathiformes; Syngnathidae
Gene: lg15h8orf34
Product: linkage group 15 C8orf34 homolog
Exons: 15
Coding region: 242-2092 (616 amino acids)
Source: RefSeq, a predicted model, not a curated record